GUGGCUUUGUGCGUAGUCUUUGGCAUGGAGCUGCAGCUGCUCUUGCCUGACGUCAUUGCCUGGAAUGCUGCCAUCACAGCUUGCAAGAGAGGCUGCUGGGAGGGCGCGUUGGCCCUGCUCCCAGCAAUGAGCAAGCGGCAAAUCCAGCCAACGGUGGUCACUUUUGCGGCUGCCGUGGAGGCUGGAGAAGGCUUCUUUCUGAUGCAGACCACACGCGGUCUCUUGAAGGCUUGUGGUCAAGGCUUGCGUUGGAGCCAAGCUCUCGCGCUUCUUGAGGAGUCUCAACGUCAUGUGCGGCCAGAUCUGGUGCUUUUCAAUGCCACAGUGGCAGCAGCUGCACGAGGUGGCCGGUGGCACGCAGCGCUUGCAAUUUACACCGAGUCCCAGAGGUUCUUCGAGCCAGACAUCAUCAUGGUCAACACAGUUUUGGCCGCCUUGGCUCAGAGCUCGCGUUGGGAAGAGUGCUUGGACAUGCUAUCAACGAGGCCCAAGCCCGAUUCCAUUUCCUACAACACCGCAAUGAGUGCCUGCCUGCGGGCAAAUCGUUGGGAGUUUGUUUCAGAGCUCUGUGCGCAGAUGCAGCGAAGGAAGUUGCGCUUGCUUGACGGCACCUUCAACGCACUGAGCCGCGUGUUCGAGCAGAGCUCAUCCUGGGAGAGUUGCCUACAAUGUCUGGCAGAUGCCUCGAAUGCAGGGCUGCAGCUGAGCCAGCUCACGCUGUCCGUGGUUGUGUCCGCGUGCCAGAAGAGCGAGAAAUGGCAUCAAGUGCUACAACUUCUUCGAAGCAUGGAGGCUGCUGGAAUGGAUUCCGAUGAUGUCUUCCGAGCGGCGGGUAUGACCAGCCAUGUGGACAUGGGCGAUUUGACACAAGCAUUGGCUUGGUAUCGGGAACGCCCGCUCCGUGGAUCACGGCUAGGUGCUUGCAGAGCUGGAGCUGGAUGGCUUCCAGGCCGUCGGUUUGGAUACUUGGACCUACACGGCUUGCAGCCUGAGGAGGCGCGUUUGGCAGUUUCCUGCGCACUCUUGGACGCGGUCAUGCUGAAGCCUGGGACGUUGCCAUCCUGGGGCCUGAUAAUUGUCACUGGACGCGGAGCCCAUUCUGAAGGUGAAUCCGUUUUGCGACCGGCGGUGCUGCAUCUGCUGAAAGAACUCGGCAUGACCGCUGCGCUGGAUCCCUGCAACCAAGGCCGAGUCAUCAUUCCAGCCUGCGAGCUACUGACAUUCAUCUCCUGUGCACAACUCUCCGGCUGCAGCUCGCAAAAGUGCCAUGUUGGAGAUUGCUGGAGUCUGUGA
Molecule: messenger RNA, 1293 nt
Organism: Symbiodinium pilosum
Lineage: Eukaryota; Dinophyceae; Suessiales; Symbiodiniaceae
Source: the annotation of a GenBank genome assembly